This is a messenger RNA of Rotaria sp. Silwood2, 633 nucleotides long. Lineage: Eukaryota; Metazoa; Rotifera; Eurotatoria; Philodinida; Philodinidae. The record is from the annotation of a GenBank genome assembly.
AUGAAUCACAUUCGAAUCUUUUCAAGCAAGACGGAUUCGAAUCAAUUACGUUUACAAAGAGCUGCCGAAGGGCUUCUUUGGAAAUUAGAACAAGAAGACAAAGCUGUUGCUAAACCAACUACUUUGACUUCGUACAAAUACGAUAUCAUGAUAAGUUAUUCUCAUAAAGAUAAACAAUUAUGUUUUCAAAUUCAUCAACAAUUAACCAACGAUGGAUUUCGUGUCUGGCUUGACAAGGAUUGUUUGCGUGGAUCUACAAUGGUCGGCAUAGCGAAUGCCAUAGAAAAUUCUCUAUAUCUACUGAUAUGCAUGUCAAACACAUACAAACAAAGUGUUUAUUGUCAAUCGGAAGCUCAUUAUGCAUUCGAACGAGGUUGCCGUCUUAUUCCAAUCAUCGUCGAAUCAAAUUAUAAACCUGACGGAUGGCUAGGUAUCAUUGUUAGUGGCAAGGUCUAUGUCGAUUUUAUCGCAGAUGAAUUUAACGCGGCUUAUGAAAAAUUGAAGAAUGAGAUUUGUGAACAACGAUAUCAAAUUUCGAGUCAAUCGUCGACAAAAUCAGAAGAAAAAAACCAGAUCAAUACGACUUCCAUAAUUUCAGAACAUGCUCCAUUGGUUUUCGAAUCGAUUAUGUGA